Messenger RNA from Hippocampus zosterae (dwarf seahorse), 2138 nucleotides. It is a transcript of the gene itfg2, whose product is annotated as integrin alpha FG-GAP repeat containing 2. The transcript is spliced from 12 exons. The record is from RefSeq and is a predicted model, not a curated record. Gene Ontology annotation, cellular component: KICSTOR complex. The coding region runs from base 315 to 1607 and encodes 430 amino acids. Gene Ontology annotation, molecular function: protein binding. Gene Ontology annotation, biological process: regulation of TOR signaling. Lineage: Eukaryota; Metazoa; Chordata; Actinopteri; Syngnathiformes; Syngnathidae.
CCGUGUCCAGUCACGUGAGUAUGUACACAGGAAGAGCGCGUCCGUCGAUUCGGUUACCCCUCCACGCCCCCCCAAAAAAGAACCCAAAACGAGGAAAAAGUAAUCUCGUUUACAGAAUUAAGGAAAAAAAAACUAUGAAAUGAUUGUACCUUAGGGGACAAGUGUUGACCAAGCAUGCGAUUUGUUUGUUUUUAAUUUUCAGGUUUCAUUCAAGUUUGCCGUCGCUGCAGCCCCGAGAAGGUUGACGCGCUUUCGGAAGCUCAAAUAGCACCCAAACUGAGGUGGAAGUCGCCACUUGGCCAAACUUUGUCGCUAUGAGGUCGCUGAAUUACGUGCAGCGUGUUAGUUUGGACUUCUCGGGCACGCUCUUUCCUCACGCCAUCUGCCUGGGAGAUGCUGACAACGACACGCUCAACGAGCUCGUGGUGGGCGACACGAGCGGCAAAGUGCACGUGUACAAGAAUGACGACAGCAAAGCGUGGCUCACCAGGACCUGCGCCGGCAUGCUGACGUGCGUCGCCGUGGGAGACGUGUGCAACAAAGGGAAGAACUUUGUGGUGGCCGUGGGAGCGGAGGGCUGGUUCCACCUGUUCGACCUGAGCGCCGCCAAGGCCGACUCGACGAGUCAGCACGAAGGUUUCGCCGUGGACGAGCAGAAGCCGUUCUUCACGCAGCACAUCCCCGCUAACACCAGAGUCAUCCUCAUCAGCGACAUCGACGGCGACGGCCGCAGCGAGCUGGUGGUGGGCUACACCGACCGGGUGGUGCGAGCGUUCCGAUGGGAAGAACCUUCAGACGCUUCCGACUCGGGGUCCGGUCAGCUGGUCCUGCUCAAGAAAUGGCUGCUUGAUGGACAGGUGGACAGUUUGUCGGUGAACCCGGGCCCCGAGGGCCUGCCGGAGCUCAUGGUGUCCCAGCCCGGCUGCGGCUACGCCAUCUUGCUCUGCUCCUGGACGCAGCAGGACUCGCCAGCCGCCGGCGACGAGGACGUGCCCGCCCCAUCCGGCAGUGAGGGGCCUUCACGAGAUGUCAUUCUUCAUCUCACCACCGGGCGGAUCCACAACAAGAACGUUUCGACACAUCUCAUCGGGAGCAUCAGCAAAGGCUCGAAAGAGGAGUCCUCCAAAUGUGGCCUCUUUGCUCUCUGCACUUUGGAUGGGACGCUGAAGUUGAUGGACAGUUCCGAGCAGCUGCUGUGGUCGGUGCAGGUGGACCACCAACUCUUUGCCCUGCAGAAGCUUGACGUCACGAGGGACGGGCGCGAGGAGGUGGUAGCGUGCGCCUGGGACGGCCAGACGUACAUCAUCGACCACAACCGCGCGGUGGUGCGCUUCCAGUUUGACGAGAACGUCAACGCCUUCUGUGCCGGACAGUACACGUGCAAGGAAGGCAAGAACAGCCCGUGUCUGGUCUACGUCAGCUUCAACCACAAGAUCUACGUUUACUGGAAGGUGCAGCUGGAGCGCAUGGAGUCCACCAACCUGCUGCGAGUGCUGGAACAGCGGCCCGAGUUUAGACAUCAGCUGGCGGCGUUAGGGUUCGGUGGCGAAAACCCGGCGGCCGUCAGAUCGCUGCUGUCAGACGUUCUCUACAAGGACGCGCACUGAUCUUCUUGGUCGCCAUCGUUUUGUCCGCGCUCAUAAACGCUUGGCGACGCGCCUCCUCCUCCUCCUCCUUCUGAAAAAGCCGCCGUCAAUCAAAUGUGACGGGCCCCUGGAAGCGCUUCAGUCACUUGGCGCCGCCUCUGCCUUUUUCGCCCGUCAAUCUUGUUUGCUUCCAACGCGUGUCAGAAGCUCCCUCAUUCAUCCUCCUCAAUUGGGAGGAUUCCGUCGGCGCCCUCCCUGCUCCUCGGGCAAAAUGGAGGCCGAUCGGCAGCCCAAAAUAACAAUGCUCGUCUCACGUUGACAUUUCUUUUGAUGUCAUGUCGACGCAACGCAGCAGGCGUCACUUGCCGAGACUCUCCUUGGCUUGGUUUGGCGGCCCAGUGAGUCGGUUACGUAAGCUUGACCCCCCGUCAUAGCCCAAAAGCAAGCCUCAUCGUUUUACUAGUCGGCACCAAAAUGUGCAUUGUUAGCAUUGUAAAGGCAACAUUUCUCUUUUGCUUUUUUGUGCAAAUUAAAAAAUGAUCACCGCUUCAA